Messenger RNA from Astyanax mexicanus (Mexican tetra), 1095 nucleotides. RefSeq names its product L-rhamnose-binding lectin CSL2. Gene Ontology annotation, molecular function: carbohydrate binding. Lineage: Eukaryota; Metazoa; Chordata; Actinopteri; Characiformes; Acestrorhamphidae. The record is from RefSeq and is a predicted model, not a curated record. The coding region runs from base 230 to 862 and encodes 210 amino acids. The transcript is spliced from 9 exons.
GAGCUGCGGGGAUACCGGAAAGAACGGGCGGAUUAGUCUGAUUAUAGUAACCCGGAUAAUCAUCUGUAGUGUAAGGCUGUGACCGAAAUGGCUCCCUACUCCCUCAUUAGUAUUGCGCUAUGUAGGGAGAUACUAAUAAGUUCACUAAUUAGUGGUAAAACUGGAGUGAAUUCGGACACUAACUCAUCAUUAUCAUGCGCCAGCACCGGUCGCAUAAACACACACAGGGAUGCUGUUGCUGUUUCUGACGUUUUAUGGAGAUGCUGAAGCAGCUUCAGUUCUAGCAGCGAGGAGAUACCUGACGUGCGAGACACACUCUGCUUAUCUCUCCUGCGAUUAUGGCUAUAUAAAAGUCUACAGUGCGAAUUACGGGCGUACGGACAGAACCACCUGCUCGGACGGAGCACCGGCCCAUGGGGUUGCGAACGUGCACUGUUUCAGCGAAAGAUCUCUUAAAGUCAUGUCAGACAGAUGUAAUGGACGGCGGAGCUGUUCUGUUCCUGUGGUAAACGCAGUCUUCUCUGAUCCCUGUAUUGGAACUUGGAAAUACCUGGAUUUUGCGUAUCAAUGCCUUCCAUACAAGCGGAGCGUGAUCUGUGAAUACGCGGAGGGUGAAAUAAGCUGUGACAGUGGAGUGAUUUUCAUCCAUCAUGCCAACUACGGGCGGAGGGAUCGGACCACCUGCCCCCAUAAACUAGCAACCACAUCCGACUGCUACUUCCCCCAGACCUUCAGUCUGCGCUCCAGGUGCAACGGUAAGAAGUCUUGUAGGCUGAGUGCCUCCAACCAUGUGUUCUCAGACCCGUGCCAUGGUGUCCAUAAGUACUUGGAAGUGACCUAUAGCUGCAGCUUAAAUGAAUAAACAAGAGUGUAUCCAGUCAUCUCUGUGGAACCUGGGUGGAACCUUGGAUGGAUGUGAGGAUAUAGCAGAUGUUUGUAUAUAUAUAAAUAUGUAUAAAAUAAAUCCAUUUUCUAGCUUAAACACACUUUACUAAACUUCAUAAUAAUGUAAAUAUCUCUGAUUAUAAACAGACAUUUCUUGUAAAAUUAUGACUCAUGGUGAUAUAAUGAAAAAAAUAAAGGUCUUUAACUUUU